This is a messenger RNA of Acanthosepion pharaonis, 987 nucleotides long. The record is from the annotation of a GenBank genome assembly. NCBI's taxonomy places the organism in Eukaryota, Metazoa, Mollusca, Cephalopoda, Sepiida, Sepiidae.
AUGAAGAAAAAGAAGAAAUUACCGUAUACUCUUUUCUUUUUCUUUAUCUUUUCUCUUCUUUUUCUCUUUCUUCUUCAAGAUAUUUAUAAAAAUCUCUUUCUCGCCACUGUUGAUUUCAUUUGGUUGAUGCUUUUCCCCCUUCCUUCUUCUUCCUUAGAAUUCCUCUUUUCUUCUUCUUUUGAAUCCUUCUUCUUUUCUUUUCUUCUUCUUCUUUUCUUUUCUUCUUCUUUUUCUUUUCUUUUCUUCUUCUUCUCCUUUUCUUUUCUUCUUCUUCUUCUUCUUCUUCUUUUCUUUUCUUUUUCUUCUUCUUCUUCUUCUUUUCUUUUCUUCUUCUUCUUUUCUUUUCUUCUUCUUCUUCUUCUUCUUUUCUUUUCUUCUUCUUCUUCUUCUUCUUCUCCUUCUUCUUUUCUUUUCUUCUUCUUCUUCUUUUCUUUUCUUCUUCUUCUUCUUCUCCUUUUCUUUUCUUCUUCUUCUUCUUCUUCUUCUUCUUCUUUUCUUUUCUUCUUCUUCUUCAUCUUCUUCUUCUUUUCUUUUCUUUUCUUCUUCUUCUUUUCUUUUCUUCUUCUUCUUCUUUUCUUUCUUUUCUUCUUCUUCUUCUUCUUCUUUUCUUCUUCUUCUUCUUCUUCUUCUUUCGAAUUUUUCUUUUCUUCUUCCUUCGUAUUCAUUUUAUUCUCUUCUUCUUCAUCGAAUUCUUCUUUCUUUCGAUUUCAUCUUAUUCUCUUUUUCUUCUUCCUUCGAACUCUUCUUUUCUUCUUCCUUCAAAUUCUUCUUUUUCUCCCCCUCCUCCUCCUCCUUCUUCUUCCUACGAAUUCCUCUUCGAAUUAUUCUUUUAUUCCCCCUUCGAAUUCUUCGAAUUCUUCUUCUUCUUUCCAAUUCUUCUUCUUUGUCUUCUUCUUUCGAAAUCUUCUUCUCCUUCUUCUUGCUCUUCUCCUUCCUUCGAAUUCUUCUUCUUCUUCUUCUUCUUUCAAAUUCUUCACCUUGUUGUGA